UUAGUUUCGGUUAGGUUUAGUUUCGUUUAAGUUUAGGUUAGGUUUAGUUUAGGUUUGGUUAGGUUAGGCAGAGACUGAAUAACAUCAGAUAUAAGAAGAAGGAACCUCCGUAACCCGUUUCUCUGAUCAGAAACUGAACCAGAUGUUUUUAUUUAAAGGUUCUAGUUCUAGCAGCUGACGUUGGUCUAAAAGCUUUAUGAAGGUUUUUAAUCUCCACAGGUUUAGUUCUUCUGUCUCUGAAGCUCUGUGCGUUAAAAAUAGAACUCAAUAAAGCAGAGUGGGAUGAAGAGAUUAAAUAGAUUUAAAUUUCUCUGGUGGAUCAGGUCUUCAGAGGACACUGACAGUCAGACUAAAGUCUCUCUGGUUGAUCAGGUCUUCAGAGGACACUGACAGUCAGACUAAAGUCUCUCUGGUGGAUCAGGUCUUCAGAGGAUGUUGACAGUCAGACUAAAGUCUCUCUGGUGGAUCAGGUCUACAGAGGACCCUGACGGUCAGACUAAAGUCUCUGGUGGAUCAAGUCUUCAGAGGACACUGACGGUCAGACUAAAGUCUCUCUAGUGGAUCAGGUCUACAGAGGACCCUGACAGUCAGACUAAAGUCUCUCUGAUGGAUCAGGUCUACAGAGGACGUUGACAGUCAGACUAAAGUCUCUGGUGGAUCAGGUCUACAGAGGACGUUGACAGUCAGACUAAAGUCUCUGGUGGAUCAGGUCUACAGAGGACACUGACAGUCAGACUAAAGUCUCUGGUGGAUCAGGUCUACAGAGGACACUGACAGUCAGACUAAAGUCUCUCUGGUUAAUCAUCAUCUGAUUGUUUGUUCAGGUUAAAGUCUCGUUUAAGUUAAACUUUGUGUCCUUGGUCCAGAGCUUUCAGAACAACAGUCGACAUGGUGUCCAGCCGGGUCCUGGUCUUGGUGGUGGUGGUCUCUGCUGUGGUCGGGGCUCAGAACCUGGGCUUCGUUCAGAACCCUGAGAAAGGCCCAGAAGAAGAAGACGUGAGAGUCCUGGUCCAGCAGCUGAUUGCCAGAGUGGACAAACUGGAGAGAGAGCGUGAAGAAGAGAGAGCUAAAUCUCAGGUGGCGUUCUCGGCGUCCCUCGUCAACACUGAGCUGUGGACCCAUCAGGGCCCGUUUGACAGCGACACCACUCUGCUGUUCAAGACAGUGACGACGAACAUUGGCAACGCCUACGACCCUGAAACAGGUGUCUUCACUGCCCCCGUCAAGGGACUCUACUACAUCCGGUUCACCGGCUGCGUUGGAAACUCUGGGUCCCUGAACGCGGCACUGCUGAAGAACGGGUCCAACAUGUUUGCCAUCUUUGACACCAGGGGGGUCCACGGCAGCGCCUCCAACGGCAUGGCCCUGGUCCUGGAUGCCGAGGACCGGCUCUCCGUCACCCUCUGGAACAUGCAGAGCAUCUUCGACCAGACGAAGCUCAGCACCUUCAGCGGCUUCCUGGUCUUCCCCAUGUAGGAGUCCUGAACCCAGAUCCAGAUCUACUGCUGAUACCCUCAGAAUGUGGUCUAUAAAGUAGUCUCUGAGUUGUUCGUUUGACUCUCUCAGCAAUAAAAUAGUCAGUCUGUU
This is a messenger RNA of Anarrhichthys ocellatus (wolf-eel), 1587 nucleotides long. RefSeq names its product cerebellin-2-like. The record is from RefSeq and is a predicted model, not a curated record. Bases 889 to 1476 code for a protein of 195 amino acids. Lineage: Eukaryota; Metazoa; Chordata; Actinopteri; Perciformes; Anarhichadidae. Gene Ontology annotation, molecular function: protein binding. The transcript has 3 exons.